UGGAACUUUGCGCACUCACUUCGAACUAAACAUUCAAUAUCCACUGCGACCUAACCUAUCUACCUGUAAAAGGGAGAAAAACAUUGCAUUGUUGGGACGCAAUCACUGGCACGAAGCAGGCGCUGCUCCACAACAAAACAAUCGACUGUCGAGGCCGCGAAUAUUCGAUUUUUAUUGAACGUUCCGAUUUGAAUUUUAUAGAACGAAAGUUAGUGAGCCGUGUCGGUUAUUGUAUGUGCGGCGAGUUUGAGUUUGUGCGGUGGCUUAUCUUAUUGUGUUACGAAAAUUUUUUCUUGUGUUUUGGUAUUGGUUUUUUUUCUGUCCGGAAUACUGCUGACGCGAUAUGAGCGAUGAAUUGGAUGAUGUCGUCGGCGAUUUGUCGCCCUUGCCCAUAAGGAAACCUUUUAUAAGGGGUUCCGAUCCGAGGGUGGCAACAUGUCGCGGCAAACUUCAAAAUCGCCGCUCCAAGCUGAACCAGGAGAUCAACAAGGAACUCCGUCUGAGAGCCGGAGCAGAAAACCUAUUCAAAGCCACCACCAAUCGUAAGCUGAAGGAAACUGUAGCGUUGGAACUCAGUUUCGUCAACUCCAACCUUCAACUCCUCAAGGAGCAACUUGCGGAACUCAACUCCUCAGUUGAAGUCUACCAGAAUGAGAACACUGACGCAGUCAUGCCCAUGAUACCGCUAGGCCUGAAGGAAACAAAAGAGAUAGACUUUCGCGAACCUUUCAAGGACUUCAUCCUGGAGCAUUACAGCGAGGACGCGGCCAAAUACGAGGACGCCAUAGUGGAUUUUAUGGACACGCGGCAGGCGAUGAGGACACCCCUGAGAGACUCCAGCGGUAUAUCACUCCUUUUUCGCUACUACAACCAACUCUAUUUUGUCGAGAGGAGAUUCUUCCCUCCCGAUAGAUCCCUUGGGAUAUACUUCGAAUGGUUCGAUUCCCUCACAGGUGUGCCAUCUUGUCAACGUACUGUUGCCUUCGAAAAAGCUUGCGUGCUAUUUAACAUAGGUGCUGUAUAUACUCAAAUAGGUGCAAAACAAGACAGAAGUUCCUCCAAAGGCCUUGACGCAGCCGUAGAUAGUUUUUUGAGAGCUGCCGGAACAUUUAGAUACAUCCACGAGAAUUUCACUAAUGCUCCGUCUAUGGAUCUUGGUCCGGAGAUGUUGGAGAUGCUGGUCCAGCUGAUGUUGGCUCAAGCCAGAGAAUGCCUAUUAGAGAAGCUGGAACUCCAAUCGGAGGAGAAACGAUCUGUUGACAUAUGCCUGGACCUGGCCCAGGAGGCUUCCCAAUUAUCGGAGUGCUACAAUCACGUGCAUCAUCUGAUUUCCCACGAGGCAGUCCACGACUAUGUUCCGUAUAGUUGGAUAUCUCUAGUCAUGGUCAAGAGGGAGUAUUACUGUGCAAUGGCUCACUUCCAUGUAGCGAUGGGGGUGCUCCACAAGGACGCUAUCAAAUUGUCCGCAGCUACCAGGGAAACGUUGCAAUUCUUGCACGUUGAAUGUGCCUCCACGCAGUUAGAUAUAAGAAUACCAAAGGAUGAUUCAGAGAGACGAUUAUUAGGAAGAACCCACCUUAGAGAAGCUCUGGUUUUACAAGAAGAAUGCCAGAGGUUGCAUAGAAUGUGCAGAGAAUUGAGGGGCAAACAAGCAUUGACUUUGGUGCUGAGAAAUGCUCAUCGAGUCACCUUACAAGCGUAUACCAAAACCGAAAGUGAAGACGAUUUCAGUGAUAUGUUGGAUCCGCCAAACAUACAACCGGCCACCAAAUUUCAGCUGAACCUCACACCACCAGACUUCGCCCAGUACCGAGUCAGCGACCUGUUCAAGUCCCUGGGGCCAAUAGCCAUCUUUUCAGCGAAAAGGCACUGGACGGCACCUAGAUUAAUACAACUCCACAGGGGCAGGACAUCGGAGGGUUUCGGUUUCUCCGUAAGGGGCGAUGCCCCUGUGAUAAUCGCGAUUGUGGAGAGCAAUUCCCUGGCAGAGUUUGGAGGAGUGAAAGAGGGCGAUUUCAUCGUAUCGAUUGGUGAAAAAGAUGUUAAAUGGGCCUCUCACGACGAGGUUGUAUCAUUAAUAAAGAACGCUGGAGAUGCUCUGAGUCUCAAACUAGUAACUCCGAUGGAUCGGAAUUAUUUAAAGCCAUCCAAAUCCAAUAAGGGGUCCAUCUCAACACACAGCAGCAGCUCCGGCGUGUCCAGCGGCAUGUCAAGUCCCUCAGGAUCGAUGGCUCAACACAACUCCAACGGGAAAAGACUCCACUGGAACCCCUUCAAACGUCACUCCUCCUCCCGCGAAGGCAAGGACUUUUACGACAACGUGAUACUGAGGUGAUCCAGAUCGUAUUCCAAGCCGCUCUACGUCUACGAUCUGCACGGGAUGAUAAAAAUUUUUUGAGCAACAGCGAAUUAAGAUUGUGCCAAAUCCGGACCAUAUUAUACAACUUUCGAUGAAAUUUUCGACGAAAAAAAAACACGAACGAAGUAGUACAGUCAAAUAACAGGAUAUGCAGCUUUUCAUUCAAGAACGUUAAAAUGUAGAAGAAUCGGUAGAUAUUGUAUUAUAUUCUGAAAAUAUUGAAUAUACCAGACCUUGAGUCUAAUGUACUGAUAGAUGAUAAUAUAUUUAUUGAUAUCUUCCUUAAUUCAUGUUUAUUCUCCUCAUCUCUUCUUAAUCGCAUCAUUAUCGAAAAGCUCUGAAUACAUCUAAAAUAUUAGAUAUAUUGUGAGCUCAAUUAGGGAUGUUCACGAAAGCGGAUUUCUGAAACACAGGGUUCCUUCUGAAGAUUUUUUUUAUUCAAAUGACAAUUGAAUUUCUCUUCGAUAUACCAAGGACUUUUUUCGCUUCAACGAAAACUAUCUGCUGGUUGGAUAAGUCUUCAGGAAUCACCUGUUCUCCCUUUUCGUUAACAUUCCGUUUUCAUAUCGUGAAACACUGGGUCAAAUCUGAAAUGCUCGUCAUUUCGGGAUUAUUGAUUCUCUUACUCGCAUUUUUCUAUGGUCAUCAUCAUCAGGUAGUUUGUAGUUUUUUGCCAAAUUGUAAAUAUAUUUGGUUCUUGGCGAACCAAAGCUCCGUUUCUUAUAUCGAACUUAGUCAUAUAAUGUACCUACAAGAAACAAUUUUUUUUGAUGUUGUUGAAUUGUUAUGUAAAGUAUUAUUUAUAUGAAUAAAUAUUAUGGAAUUAAUAA
Messenger RNA from Coccinella septempunctata (seven-spotted ladybird), 3189 nucleotides. It is a transcript of the gene Rhp, whose product is annotated as rhophilin-2. NCBI's taxonomy places the organism in Eukaryota, Metazoa, Arthropoda, Insecta, Coleoptera, Coccinellidae. The coding region runs from base 344 to 2335 and encodes 663 amino acids. Gene Ontology annotation, molecular function: protein binding. The transcript is spliced from 9 exons. Gene Ontology annotation, biological process: signal transduction; negative regulation of stress fiber assembly. The record is from RefSeq and is a predicted model, not a curated record.